CAAUCUUUGAGGUGCGAGUGAGAACUGAGGAGAGAACCCUGCUAGAGAAUCAGCUCGUUGUAUCACACCUGGGGGAAUAUUGAGACACACAGCCAGACACUAUGAGACUGGUACUCCCCAACCCGGGUCUGGAUGACAGGAUUCCCUCGCAUCAGGAGCUGGAGAGGAUGGAGAAGGAGGAGGCUGGGGACAGACCCAAAUGGGACAACAAAACCCAGUACAUGCUCACCUGUGUGGGCUUCUGUGUGGGGCUGGGUAACGUCUGGCGUUUCCCCUACCUGUGCCAAAGCCAUGGAGGAGGAGCGUUCAUGAUCCCGUUCCUGAUCCUGCUGGUUCUGGAGGGAAUACCUCUGCUGCACCUGGAGUUUGCUAUAGGCCAGCGCCUCAGGAAGGGCAGUGUGGGGGUCUGGAGUUCCAUCAAUCCCUACUUAACUGGUGUUGGUAUUGCAUCAUUGCUGGUCUCCUUCUUGGUGGGCAUGUACUACAACACCAUCAUGGCCUGGAUCAUGUGGUACCUCUUUAACUCCUUUCAGAGUCCACUGCCAUGGAGCCAGUGCCCCCGCAAUGCCAACAAGACAGGUCUGGUGUCUGAGUGUGAGCGCAGCACCACAGUGGACUACUUCUGGUACAGGGAGACACUGAACACGUCCACCGCCAUAGAUGAGUCUGGAGGACUGCAGUGGUGGAUGGUUCUAGCGCUGGUCUCUGCGUGGACUCUUCUUUAUGUUUGCUGCAUCAGGGGGAUUGAGACCACAGGCAAGGCUGUGUACAUUACUUCCACUCUUCCUUAUCUUGUCCUCACAAUCUUCUUGAUUAGAGGCUUGACUCUUAAGGGAUCUACUAGUGGAAUCAUAUUUCUCUUCACACCCGAUGUGGAUGAGUUGAUGAAUCCAUCCACCUGGCUGGACGCAGGUGCCCAGGUGUUCUAUUCCUUCUCGUUGGCUUUUGGAGGUCUCAUCUCUUUCUCCAGCUACAACUCAAUACACAACAACUGUGAGCAAGAUGCAAUCAUCAUCUCUGUCAUCAAUGGGGCAACUUCAGUGUACUCAGCCACGGUGAUCUACUCUAUCAUUGGCUUCCGGGCUACAGAGAAAUAUGAUGACUGUAUGGAGGGGAACAUCCUGGCACUGACAAAUGCAUUUGACCUUGCUGAGAACAACAUCACAGUUGACAGCUACGAUACAUCUCUUGCUCUGCUCAACGCCACCUCACCUGACAUCAUCCAAGGCCUGGGGUUGAGUUUCUGCGAAUUGCAAACGUUCCUCAGCCAGGGUGUUGAAGGAACAGGUCUGGCCUUCAUCGUGUUCACAGAGGCCAUCACCAAGAUGCCUGUGUCUCCUCUGUGGGCCAUCCUCUUCUUCGUCAUGCUCUUCUGCCUCGGGCUGUCCACCAUGUUUGGGAACAUUGAAGGAGUGGUGGUGCCACUUCAAGAUCUCAAUAUUUUGCCCAAAACGUGGCCCAAAGAGAUUUUUACAGGUCUGACAUGUGCCAUCUCUUUUGCCGUGGGCCUCAUAUUCGCCCAGGGAUCUGGCAACUAUUGGCUGGCCCUGUUUGACAGCUUUGCAGGCUCGAUUCCUCUCCUGGUCAUUGCCUUCUGUGAGAUGGUGUCUGUCAUUUACAUAUAUGGGGUGGACAGGUUUAACGAGGACAUUGAGUUUAUGAUUGGGCACAAACCCAACCUCUUCUGGCAGGUCACCUGGAGGGUCGUCAGUCCCCUGAUCAUGCUGGUCAUCUUUAUCUUCUACUUAGUCACUCAAAUCUCCAAGACUCUGACUUACCUUGUAUGGGACCAAGAGGCGGCGGAAUUUCCCACCCUGGUACCGCGGCCGUUCCCUGACUGGAUUUAUGUCAUUAUCUUCAUCCUGGCCGGUAUACCCGCCCUGGCAAUCCCAGGGGUGGCCCUCUUUAAGCUCAUCCAGAACUGCUUCUGCAAGAAGAACAGCAACAAGAUAGUAAAAGUCAAAUCCAUCUCUGCAAAUGUACCGAUGGGCGACAUGUAACUUUUUGCUGAUUUAUUUUGCCUGACGUUUCACAAAGGCACACAAUAAUUCAUCUUAACAUGAAGAUGAGGACCUUUGGACAGGUUAUAGUUUUGGUUUGUCACUUUUCAUCCCCAAAAACAAAACAAAAACUUUUGUGGUUUGAGGUUUGUUUCUGUCCAGACUUUUGUCAAUUAUGCUGACUUCUGUCAAUAAUGAUGCUGGCAGAUCUGUGAAGAUGUUUCUCUCCAGGAUUAUUCAUCAAAGAAACUUGACGUUGGAAGUGGUUGUGGUGGAAUGUUUGCAGUAACUGUAUGACAAAAUAGUCAGGAUGUGUUAAACCAAAUAUGUAUUAACACCAAUGGUAAGUUACAAAGAUCUUUGUGAUCUGUCUAUCAAAAGGAAGCCUACUAGUCGACGUGCAUUAGAAUAGAGUGAUACUAAAUCCAAGACAGACAUCGCCUUUUAUACAGGAUAGUUCUAACAUUUCUCAAUCCAAUCAGUAUACAUGUCUGUCACAAAGUCUUUCCUAUGAUCAAUUAAUUAAUAGUUUGGCUCCAUCCUGACUUUACAGGAUAAAGGUCACCCCUAUGGUUUCUAAAACUAAUCAAUUUAUAUUGUUCUCACAGUUCGCCUUAGCAGAAAAUAAUCACAUUAUCAACCCAUGAACCCUUAAAAGUCCCUUCCUAUCUCAGCCUGAACGUAAUUCAUUUAGUUAGUCAACUGUUUCUCAAGCAACUGCUCAAACAGUCUCUGUGCAUCUAUCAGCUCCUAUAACCCUUGACUCAGCUGUAUUAUUCAAACCCUGACCUCCUGUAAGCUGCAACUGUUGGUCACAGGUCAUCUCUUAUCAAUAGACACAAGCCUCUCAGAAAAAAACACUCUUAAACCACAAUCAUUUUACAUACAACAUUAAAUUCCAUAUAAGUGGUCUUAACAUUUGGGCAAAUACUCAAAUUCCAAACUUAAAAAUAUGUUUUUGUAAAGCAAUAUUUUGUAAACAGAAUGUCAUAAUGUAAAACUGUGAACUAAACAGUAUGUUCUUGUGUGUAAAUACCUUGUGAAAUGAAAGUGAUACAAAAUGGUCAGACAAUGAAUUUUUGUCCAACAGAAUGACAAGAUCAAGAUCUGCAAGAUAGCACGUCUUAUGUUAAAUAUUCUAACAUUCACACACAUGCCCAAGUAUUUACAUAAUUUAUUGUUUUGUGUGGUUGAAUAAAUUAUUUUUAUUGGGAAACACGGUCAUCAUCACUGUUGCUUGCAUAUAUGUCCCUUCGUCAUGAAGGCAUUUGUGGUUUAUUUGACCAUUCAAGAUUCCUUGACAUCUUGCCAAGAUGAACUAUAUGAUAUGUAUUGAGAGUGAUGGCUACAGCAUUGUUUCCC
Molecule: messenger RNA, 3362 nt
Organism: Osmerus eperlanus (European smelt)
Lineage: Eukaryota; Metazoa; Chordata; Actinopteri; Osmeriformes; Osmeridae
Product: sodium-dependent neutral amino acid transporter B(0)AT1-like
Exons: 12
Coding region: 102-2000 (632 amino acids)
Biological process (GO): sodium ion transmembrane transport
Cellular component (GO): plasma membrane
Source: RefSeq, a predicted model, not a curated record